Messenger RNA from Plodia interpunctella (Indianmeal moth), 1431 nucleotides. RefSeq names its product serine protease 33-like. Lineage: Eukaryota; Metazoa; Arthropoda; Insecta; Lepidoptera; Pyralidae. Gene Ontology annotation, biological process: proteolysis. Gene Ontology annotation, molecular function: serine-type endopeptidase activity. The record is from RefSeq and is a predicted model, not a curated record. Bases 425 to 1237 code for a protein of 270 amino acids. The transcript has 6 exons.
UAAAAACACUAUGAUUAGGAGUUAACAUACUGUGCCGGUCGACCCCAUAUGAUUGGGAAGAGAGAUGCUUGAAAACACUAUUAUAUUUUAUGUUAAAAAUCAUUGGAGUAUUUAUAAUAAGACUUUCGUAGAUUUAAAAAUUUACCUAGACGUAGUUUUCAUAUGGUAAUUAUUUAUUAUUUUUAAUAAGCAAAGUAGUUAAAACACCAGCUAAUAAAUACGUUAAAUGAAUUCUUGUUAAUUUACACGAUAAAAAAUAAUCAGUAAUGUACCUUGGCAUGGUAUACAUUUAUUGAAAAUACUAAUUACGUAUACCUAUGACAUUGACAUCAAGCUGUUGAAAUCAUUUACCCGCAUGCAUACAAACCCAUAGAUAAUGACUACACUUCCAAAACACAUUCAUUAAAUACCUUUGAAGAAGACAAUGUCGAUUCCUGCAGUUGUAUUGAUAGGAACUCUCCUGACCUACGCCAAUGGAAGUGUCUUUGGUGUUAAUUUGAGGAAAAUGUGCCUUUGCCGUUGUGGAGUGGUACAAAAUAAGACUUAUCCAUAUCAAUUUCCAUGGUUAGCGGUCGUGCACACUGGUUCUCAACUCGUGGGAGGAUCAUUAAUUUCAGACCAGCAUGUUUUAACUUCAGCGUCCGAACUGUUUGGUUUACCUCACACACAAAUCAGUAUUACCUUAGGCUCUCAUGACCGCUGCGGAGGAGGUCACAGCAUUAACGUGAGCGCAGCUCUGGUGUCCAUAAACCCAGGGUAUUCUCCCACCAGCUCAGUGGGUAAUCUAGCUUUGAUAAAACUGCGAUAUCCAGUCACGUUUAAUGAUUUUAUUUCUCCUGUUUGCCUGCCGUAUUUGGGUAUGCAAGACUACGGACUAAUAGCAUGGACAUCGGCUUGGCGUCUAAACUCAGAUUUUUCUUCGUGUAUUCCUCGUCUGGCUAUCUCUCCGGUAUUCCCUGCCAGCUCGUGUGCCGGCAGUGUGAACCAUGAGCUGCUGACUUCUGAUAAAGGCUGCUUUAAUCCUUUAGGCUCACGGAGUUUUAUUUGUGAGUUGGACCUAGGAGCCCCUGUGUUCUGGCGACGCUCCAGUCACUUUCCAUUCCUCGUAAUCGGAGUGAUCUCAUCUUCACCUACGUGUCCCACGCUCGAACCUAACGCCACAUCCUUGUUCACCAAGGUUGCAGACUACCUUCCAUGGAUCUACGACAGGAUACGAUCUGAUUGCAAUUGUUUUUGAUCACUUGUCCAAUGUUUGGAUGAAAUAGAAUUUGUGGUAUUAUCAUUGAUAUCUUUCCAAAUUUCUAGGGUUGUGCACAUUUUUAAGCGUUUUGAAAAAUGUAUGUGUGGAACCACGACAAAAGUGUAAAAUUUUGUGUGAUACUUAAUAUGUGAAUUGGUAUAUUUGCAACUGAAUCAAGUAAAUAAAAAUUG